This is a messenger RNA of Asterias rubens (European starfish), 961 nucleotides long. Its product is annotated as proteasome assembly chaperone 3-like. NCBI's taxonomy places the organism in Eukaryota, Metazoa, Echinodermata, Asteroidea, Forcipulatida, Asteriidae. The record is from RefSeq and is a predicted model, not a curated record. Gene Ontology annotation, biological process: proteasome assembly. The transcript is spliced from 4 exons. The coding region runs from base 156 to 524 and encodes 122 amino acids.
GCAGACAUUCGGGGCGGUGUGACAUCGGCGCGCAUGUUUUUUUUCUUCUGUGAACAGCAGUGCGUGCAGUGUAUCAAACUUGAAUACAAACAUUUACUUAGUUUGGCUGCUUUGAAAUCGACUUUCAAGUUGUUUUGCAGAACCAUUGUUUGAAGAUGGCAGGUGACGAUUUGCCAAGAACUAAGCAGGGAGCUGCUGUGAUUGAUGGAGUCCACACCGAUGUAGUUUGUUCAGCCUUUUCUGACAGGAUAUUUGUGAUGAUAACACAAUAUGAAAAAAUGGGAACGCUUGUCCACAUAACGCCAGACACAACACCAGCUGACACGAGGCAAGGCAACUUCACCACAAGAGUGCUCCUUGGAAAUGAUGAGCCUGUCACACAUGUCUUCGCCAAGAAUAUAGCUUCGAAGAUCUGUUUAGCACCAGACAGUAAACCGAUUCUCUUGUCCAUCGCCUUAAAGGAGCACUCCCCGGCCCUCCUCAAAUCUCUUCAAGAUCUCGUCAUGCAGUAUAGAGUGUGGUGAAACUUCCUUUAAACCUUUAAAGACAAUUCAUUUUCUUGUAUUAAUCAUCACAACAAGCCCAGUCUUUGCUAACAUAAGUCAUCAUUUUGCAUCAUUUUUUCUUUUCAGUAAAAAUGUCAACAACAAAAAUAAGAUUUUGUGUACUGUAUGGAUGUGUUCACUGCAUGGCAUAUUGCAGGUUGACAUAGUGGAUCUAUCCUUCAAAACUACUGUUGAUGGUGUUGAAUGGUCAGGCAGUAGUAGGGUUAACUGUGUGCUGGGUAGAUGCAUUUACCACAUGAUAUCUCAUUACAGGCUUGCAUAUCUAUCAUUCAAAACCACGGUUGAUGGUUGAAUUGGAAUGGUCAGAAAGUUGGACGGUUGACUGUGUAGAUGCAUCUAUCACAUGAUAUCAUAUUGCAGGCUGGCGUAGCAAAACAAAACAGUUGCUGGCAGUG